This is a messenger RNA of [Torrubiella] hemipterigena, 4412 nucleotides long. NCBI's taxonomy places the organism in Eukaryota, Fungi, Ascomycota, Sordariomycetes, Hypocreales, Clavicipitaceae. The record is from the annotation of a GenBank genome assembly.
UAUGACGAGCAAUGUACCUUUUCCAUGUCACAAGUACAAGUGACUUUCAUCUCAAGGACCCCUGCGAGUAGAGGCAGCCGAACAUAUCGUAUUGCCGACCGCUGCAUCGCGACUCGUUGGGAUAUGGGUCAUUGCAUCUUUGGUGAGCCCUAAUAACGCACUACAUGACUGUUGCGCUUAGUUUCUUCCUUAUGUGAAAUGUCUGUUUCUCUUUAACAAACCAAACAAGUGUAGAGACGCAAAAAUGGUAUUCAAGUUUGCAGACAAGCUGCUUGGGUUUCCACGCCUGCUUCUUGCAGCCAACCCUUCCAGAAGCGAUAUAUCGAUUCUCGUUACCGGCAUUGCCGCCUCUAUCGUUGCUGGUGUGCCUUUUCCCAUUAUCGGAAUCGUCUUCGGCCAGCUGCUCGACAGCUUCAACGCAGUGACUUGCGCCAAUGCGGCUGACGGGGCGGGCUCCGACACAGACGCGCAGGGUCCUAUCAACGACAAGAUUCUUCUGAUUCUUUACCUCGCAAUUGCGCAAUUUGUCGCCAUUUAUGUGCACUUAUUCUGCUGGUCGCUCUACGGAGCAAGACUGGCGCAACGCCUGCGUGAAGCCUACCUCGGCGCCCUGCUGAAGCAAGAGCCCUCAUACUUUGACGGUCUCCCGUCUGGAGAAGUGGCUUCACGCAUGAGCGCUGGUGUACAGACCAUUCGAAGCGGUACUUCCGAAAAAGUUGGAAUUUGUCUGUCGAGCGUGUCUUUCUUCGUCACUGCGUACAUUGUCGCGUUCAUCAAAGACGCAACCCUUGCUGGCACGCUUGUAUCGCUUGUGCCUGCGUACUUCCUCAUGUCCUUUAUUGGCAGUCACUAUAUCGAAAAGUAUGCCGGCGCAGUGAUGGAACAGACGGCGACUGCGGCAUCCAUUGCCUCUGAAGCACUCUCGAAUGUCGCGGUCGUGCAGGCGUUUGGCGCCAAUACCCGCUUAGAAGCCAUCUAUUCGACUGCCCUUCAAGCGGCCCAGAAGAGCGGUAUUCAGAAAGCGUUGGCUAUUGGUAUUCAGUCCGGCUUCUUGUACUUCAUCGCAUACUCGGCCAAUGGCCUCGCAUUCUGGCAGGGUAGCCGACAUAUUGCUGACUCCAUUGGAGGUGAUGGCAAGAGCGGUACUACUGUUGGUGCCACUUUCACUGUGAUUUUCAUUCUUAUUGAAGCCACUCUACUCCUCAGCCAAGUUGCGCCGUUCAUUCACCUCUUCUCUGCUGCCGUUGCAUCAUACGACAACCUUCGGCAGACACUCGAAAGACAUGCGCUGAUCUCGGACGGAUCUGCAGCAACUGAUAAAGGUCAUCGAGAGUGCGGUUUCGAGCUUAAGGGAGUGUCUUUCUGUUACCCUAGCCGUCCUGAUGUGCAGGUGCUCGAAGAUGUCAACAUAUCUAUCCCACCUCUAAAGCAUACUGCCAUUGUCGGCCAGUCUGGAAGCGGUAAAUCUACCAUCACCGGUCUUCUUACACGACUGUAUACGCCAGAAAAGGGUGAAAUCUUUUUUGGCGGAAAGAAUAUCACGGAUUUAGGCCUUGCAGAACUACGCAGCAGCAUCGCUCUCGUUCAACAGGAGCCGUCUUUGCUAGACCGUUCCAUUCUGGAAAACAUUGCUCACGGUUUAGUCAAUUCUCAUCAUGAUCACCACUCGAAGUACAAAGAGACACUCCAUACUGGCCAACUAUCGGAUUUAGCUCAAGAUUUACGCAACGGACAGGUUCUUGACGAAGCGGUGCAAAAGUAUGGCUCUGAUAUUGCGGACAUUGUUCGCCUCGUACAGGAAGCCGCAAAACUAGCCGACGCCGACAACUUCAUCACUGGCCUGCAAUAUGGCUACGGUACUGAUGUUGGUGCGGGUGGUCGACUCCUUAGCGGUGGGCAGCGUCAACGCGUCGCCCUAGCAAGAGCAGUUGUUAAGGACCCGGCAAUCCUCAUCCUUGAUGAGGCUACAGCCGCACUUGAUUCCAAAAGUGAACGUCUCAUUCAAGGCGCUAUAGCUAGCAUUGCGUCGGCCCGAACUGUCUUGACUAUCGCCCAUCGGCUAUCCACGAUCGCUAGUGCGGACAACAUUAUCGUCAUGCACAAAGGCACAGUUCAGGAACAGGGAACACAUACGGAGCUCAUGACCAUGGAUGGUGCGUACGCAAAGCUUGUCAAACUUCAAACAGUUUCCCCCACAGACGACGAGAGUCAUUCUGUGGUUAGUGUUGAUACAGCUGUACCCUCAACCUUGGAGCCUUCUGAAAAGGAGCCCUCCAUCCAUGACAAAACUGAAACCGAAAAGGGUCAUGCUGAAGAGGAAGAUCCCGUAGAUGAACAACAAGAGGAACUUCCAACCUCGUUUUGGGGCGUUAUCAAGGGAUACGGCCCUGUUCUUCGCCCUCAUCUUCUGGUAGUUUUCCUAGCUCUCAUUGCAUCAAUCAUAGUCGGCGGUUCAUUCUCUGGUGAGGCCGUCAUCUUCGGCCAUACCGUCUCUAGCCUGAAUCCUUGCAAGACGCCGGACAGUGUUCGAGCGAGUGGCAACUUUUUUGGUCUCAUGUUCUUCAUUCUCGCAAUCAUCGAAUUCUUUGCCAACAUUGUCAGCUGGGUUGGUUUUGGAUGGGCAUCAGAAAAGAUGGUCUACACGGUACGCGUGCUCUCGUUCCGAUCCCUCUUCCAGCAAAACUUGCAAUGGCACCAGUCCAAAGGCCGAACACCACUCACUCUCUUGUCAUAUAUCACGAGAGACGGCGAUGCCGUAGCUGGACUUAGCGGUUCAGUGAUUGGAACACUCUUCUCCAUUACCAUCAAUCUGUUCGCUGCCAUUAUAUUGACACACAUUAUCGCAUGGAAGAUUGCGCUCGUGUGUCUGGCAGUUGUACCAUUGCUGCUUGGAGCCGGUCUGCUGGAGCUUCGUAUUCUCGGCAAGUUUGAAGAGCGCCAAGAGAAUGCGUUUGCAAAGUCGAUCGAUAUUGGAACUGAAGCCAUUAGCAACAUCAAAACAGUUGCAGCUCUUUCGAUCCAAGAUGAAAUUAUCGCAACAUACCGCCGAUCCCUUGCCGCGCCUCAGCAGGAAGUCUUCCGAGUGACACUUCAGGCUAGUUUCUGCCAGGCAUUGACUUAUUUUUUCGGAAACACGGUCAAUGCACUGGCGUAUUGGUGGGGCUCAAAGCUCAUCAUCGCCGGGGAGUAUACACAGACCCAAUUUCUCAUUGUUGUCUUCUCCCUGUUGGUCAGCGCUCUCCUCUGGAGCCAAAUGUUUGCGCUGGCCCCAGAACUCACCAAUGCAUUUGGAGCCAUGAAGCGCAUUCUUGGAUUGGUAGAAGAGGGAGACGAUAAAAUGCGCGGACACAUUGACAUGGACUCACAAGAUCCAGAAACCAAGAUGGCUGAGGUUUCUAAACCUAACUCAACGGAGGGCACCUCUGUGCGGUUUGUUGAUGUCCACUUCUCCUAUCCAUCUCGCCCAGAUGCAAAGAUUCUCCAUGGGCUUAGCCUCGAAAUCCCUGCUGGUAGUUUCUGUGCCUUUGUCGGGCCUAGCGGUGCCGGUAAAUCCACCAUCAUCUCUCUUAUCGAGCGCUUCUAUACCCCAGAAAAGGGUUCCAUCAUCGUCGGUGGCGCUGACAUAACGGCAUCACGCGACAUCUCCUUCCGGGAUGAGAUUUCACUGGUACCGCAAGAGAGCACUCUAUUUGCAGGAACUGUGGCUUUCAACCUAGGCCUUGGCGGCCGCCCUGGUCAGCAGAUUACCCAAGUAGAUAUCGAAGAAGCUUGCAAAACAGCCAACAUUCACGACGUAAUAAUGGAGCUUCCCGAUGGCUACGAGACUCUGUGCGGUGCAAGUGGAAACCAGUUCUCGGGCGGCCAGAAACAGCGUCUUUCCAUAGCUCGCGCUCUCGUGCGAAAGCCAAAGCUUCUUAUUCUCGAUGAGCCAACCAGCGCUUUAGAUGCUGAAUCAGAAAAGCUUCUGCAGGAUGGCCUUGCCAAGGCGUCUCAAGGUAUCACUGUCAUUGUAAUUGCCCAUCGCCUAAAUACUAUCAGGAAAGCAAGUCGCAUAUUCCAAAUCGAGAAUGGCCGUUGCGUCGACCAAGGAUCCCACGAGGAACUCAUGAGUCGAUCCGUCAGUUACAGAACGAAUUUACUACAUCAAACUAUUGCACAAUAAAUAGUGUGAUGCUGUUGGAUGUACGCUGUGGUAGGGCUGAGCAGCGUGGUGGUGGUUGUUGGCUUAUAGCGCCGUGUAAGUGGGCAGGCUAACCUUGGGAUGUUGUUGAGUUUGGUGAAAUAAUGAGUCGAAAGGAACGUAAAACUGAUCUGAUUAGAUACCAUGAAAAGUAUAUUUUGAAUUUCAAGAUAGAGUAUUAAUAAAAGCUUAAUUAGCAAAAACUCAAUAUAUGCCCCAAAAAAACUAAGAG